AAGCAUUUCCAAGAGAAAUAAUUAUUGCUAGAAGCAUCCCUUCCAACAACAGGACAUGUGCAAUUCCUAUUUUGGCACACUUUCGUUUGGCCCUAGCAGAGCCAUCUAUACACAGAGUUUGACCAACUGGUUUCACUUGGUCACAAUAUUAUUUUGUUUUAUGCUUGCCAAAAAAUAAAAGCAGUGACCGACUCGAACCGGGUUGACAAAACUCUCCUAAUCAAUGGCUCUGGACUAUGAGGCGCCCUCUUGUGAGCUAAACCUCGCGUUGUAAUUGUGUGGCUAGCUGUGUAGUCUGCUAAAGUCGAGUUCAGUCGCGGUUUCAAAUUCCAAAUUUGCUUGUGUUGUGCUCCUGCGUUCCUCCAAAAAGAGACACUUUAUACUACUCCAUCUGAACAAAUUGUGCCUGUGACAGAAGAAAAGGAAAACUUUGACAGAUGAGAAAGUGCAGACAAUCGAUUUUACAAUGCUAGUUUAAAGAGAAUUGGAGGGAAAAACAACCGACGCGAUUGUGAGAAACGUGGACACGUAACAAUGACUAGGCGUGAAAAUCUCCCGUGCAGCUGUGUGUGUUCCCAAUGCCAUGGAGGACGUUUCUCAGCACCUCCCAACGAAAGACCAGAUCCAUUUAGGAGGAGGACCGAGGUUGGUCUAAGCCCAGCGAACUGUCGCUUUACGAGAACUCUGUUUACCAAAAUGGCAACCCAUCAGAGAUUACAGGGACUUAAAUUGCAUGUUUUAGUGCUGCUGGCAGUGCUAACUUUUAUAGGACCAACUCCAACACAAGCCUUUGAUCGUCAAAAGAGGCAGAUACCAGGAAUAGGUAAGCAUUUUCACAAGCACAUUGCUAAAAAUAUUAGUGAUUGUGAAGAGUUAUGAUAAAAAAUAAUGAACAUUG
Molecule: messenger RNA, 898 nt
Organism: Strongylocentrotus purpuratus (purple sea urchin)
Lineage: Eukaryota; Metazoa; Echinodermata; Echinoidea; Camarodonta; Strongylocentrotidae
Exons: 4
Coding region: 535-879 (114 amino acids)
Source: RefSeq, a predicted model, not a curated record